This is a messenger RNA of Lepus europaeus (European hare), 2995 nucleotides long. RefSeq names its product mitofusin 1 (gene MFN1). The transcript is spliced from 18 exons. Gene Ontology annotation, biological process: mitochondrion localization; mitochondrial fusion. Gene Ontology annotation, molecular function: GTP binding; GTPase activity. Lineage: Eukaryota; Metazoa; Chordata; Mammalia; Lagomorpha; Leporidae. The coding region runs from base 16 to 2436 and encodes 806 amino acids. Gene Ontology annotation, cellular component: mitochondrial outer membrane. The record is from RefSeq and is a predicted model, not a curated record.
GAGCGAGCGAACCGGAUGGCCAGCGGGGCCGGCGGGCGGCUCAGGCCCGCGGAGCCCACGAUGCUGGAGCCCGGGGCUGGUGGUGAGGGCGGCGGGCCGGGGCGGGCCGGCGCGCGUGGGGCGGUGGCGGGGUCUGGCCCCGAACCUUGCGGGCGAGGCUCCCGCGGCCGUGUGUAUGGCGUGGAAGGCCGCUGCCCAAGGAGCAUAAUGGCAGAAACUAUAUCUCCACUGAAACAUUUUGUGCUGGCUAAGAAGGCAAUCACUACAAUCUUCGACCAGUUACUGGAGUUUGUUACUGAAGGGUCACGUUUUGUUGAAGCAACAUAUAAGAAUCCAGAACUUGAUCGAAUAGCCACUGAGGAUGAUCUGGUUGAAAUACAGGGUUACAAAAGCAAGCUUUCCGUCAUCGGUGAGGUGCUAUCCCGGAGACACAUGAAAGUGGCAUUUUUUGGCAGGACAAGCAGUGGGAAGAGCUCUGUUAUCAAUGCAAUGUUGUGGGAUAAAGUUCUCCCUAGUGGAAUUGGACAUACAACCAACUGCUUCCUGAGUGUUGAAGGAACUGAUGGAGAUAAAGCUUAUCUUAUGACAGAAGGAUCAGAUGAAAAAAAGAGUGUGAAGACGGUAAAUCAACUGGCCCAUGCCCUUCAUAUGGACAAGGACUUGAAAGCUGGCUGUCUUGUACAUGUGUUUUGGCCAAAGGCAAAAUGUGCCCUCUUGAGAGAUGACCUGGUUUUAGUAGACAGCCCAGGCACAGAUGUCACUACAGAACUGGAUAGCUGGAUUGAUAAAUUUUGCUUAGAUGCUGAUGUCUUCGUUUUGGUUGCAAACUCUGAAUCAACACUAAUGAAUACGGAAAAACAUUUUUUUCACAAAGUGAACGAACGGCUUUCCAAACCUAAUAUUUUCAUUCUGAAUAAUCGUUGGGAUGCGUCUGCAUCAGAGCCAGAAUACAUGGAAGAUGUACGCAGGCAGCACAUGGAAAGAUGUCUUCAUUUCUUGGUGGAGGAGCUCAAAGUUGUGGAUCCAUCAGAAGCACAGAAUCGUAUCUUUUUUGUUUCAGCAAAGGAAGUUCUUAGUGCUAGAAAGCACAAGACACAGGGAAUGCCAGAAGGUGGUGGAGCACUUGCUGAAGGAUUUCAGGCAAGACUACAGGAGUUUCAGAAUUUUGAACAAAUUUUUGAGGAGUGUAUCUCGCAGUCAGCAGUGAAAACAAAGUUUGAACAGCACACUAUCAGAGCUAAACAGAUACUAGAUACUGUGAAAAACAUAUUGGAUUCAAUAAACGUGGCAGCAGCAGAGAAAAGAGUUUAUUCAAUGGAAGAGAGGGAAGAUCAAAUUGAUAGACUGGACUUUAUAAGAAACCAGAUGAAUCUUUUGACAUUGGAUGUUAAGAAAAAAAUUAAGGAGGUUACUGAGGAGGUUGCAAAUAAAGUUUCAUGUGCAAUGACAGAUGAAAUCUGUCGACUAUCUGUUUUGGUUGAUGAAUUUUGUUCCGAGUUUCAUCCUACUCCAAGUGUAUUGAAAGUAUAUAAAAGUGAGUUAAAUAAACACAUAGAAGAUGGUAUGGGAAGAAAUUUGGCUGAUCGGUGCACCAAUGAAGUGAAUGCUUCAAUGCUUCAAUCCCAGCAAGAAAUUAUUGAAAAUUUGAAACCUUUGCUUCCAGCUGGUAUACAGAGUAAACUACAUACACUGAUCCCAUGCAAGAAAUUUGAUCUCAGCUAUGACCUGAAUUGUCACAAGUUAUGUUCAGAUUUUCAAGAAGAUAUUGUAUUUCGUUUUUCUCUGGGCUGGGCUUCCCUUGUACAUCGAUUCUUGGGCCCUACAAACGCUCAGAGGGUGCUCCUAGGAUUUUCAGAGCCUAUCUUUCAGCUUCCUAGAUCUUUGGCUUCUACUCCCACUGCUCCUGCCAAUCCAGGAAUGCCAGAUAAUGCAUCACAAGAAGAACUCAUGGUUACCUUAAUAACAGGAUUAGCUUCUCUAACAUCCAGAACGUCUAUGGGCAUUAUUGUUGUUGGAGGAGUGAUUUGGAAAACUAUAGGCUGGAAACUCUUAUCUAUUUCAUUAAGUAUGUAUGGAGCUUUGUAUCUUUAUGAAAGGCUGACCUGGACAACCCGUGCCAAGGAGAGAGCCUUUAAACAGCAGUUUGUGAACUACGCAACUGAGAAACUGCAGAUGAUUGUUAGCUUCACGAGUGCAAACUGCAGCCACCAGGUGCAACAAGAAAUGGCUACCACUUUUGCUCGCCUGUGCCAACAAGUUGAUAUCACUCAAAGACAUCUGGAAGAAGAAAUUGCUAGGUUAUCCAAAGAAAUAGAUCAGCUGGAGAAAAUACAAAACAAUUCAAAGCUUUUAAGAAAUAAAGCUGUUCAACUUGAAAAUGAGCUGGAGAAUUUUACUAAGCAGUUUCUGCAUUCAAGCAAUGAAGAAAAAUCUUAAUGGAGAUUGCUUUGGUGUGACCAUCAUAGGAAAUGGAACUUGGAAGAAUGGGACAGUUGUUAUUUUUAUGAAAUAAAAGUAAACAUGAAUUAUACUAAUUGUACCUAAAUAGCAAAUCCCUGCUAGGUUCUGAUAAUGAUCUAUUUAGGGUAUUUGCAUUUCUGAAGAGUGUUGGGACAAGUCUUCAGUUUUAAUUUGGGUAUAGAAAAGGCUAAAUCAUUUUUGUUAAAAUAAUAAACCUUUUAAGAUCAACAGAACCACCUGUGUGACCCCUGAGGGGUGGGGCCUUGAGCUCUCAAUUAGGGCUUGCUUUGUUUUUGGUUCUGAAAAACUCUGCUUCCUGGCAUCCAGGAGUUAGAGUAUGACCCUUUCAGCUUUCUCAAAACUGGUUUUUGAUGCUGUCUUUAAUGGAAAUAGUCACUUUGUUUUGUUUUAUAAACUGCAUUGCUCUGUGAAGGAGUGUGGGAUGUUCUUGACGGUAUCAUUUUUGCAAGUUACAAUCCCUUCUGUUUUGGCAGGUAUGUAAACCACUAAUAAAUGCUGUUUUUAUUCCUUUUAA